CACGGACAUCUGUCUGAUAACUGAAGCUCACGUUACUUACUAUUUCCAUCCCCAGAGCCAUGAGCAAGCUACUCAUGUUGGUGGCCCUACAAAUACAUCCGCAUGUUUUCUUCAAACAAACCGUGCCUUUUAGCCUAUUACAUAUUGCUUAGAUAAAUGCUUGGAAUCCCCAACCGUUGGCCGCUCUGAUUUCUCAGUAAAGAAGGAAACACUGUAGUAACUUUGACGUGUGCAGACUAGGAUUUCUCCCCUUUUUCCUCCAGGUGCUUGAGACAUGGCUCCUGCUGUCUUCCUGGUCAUCCUGGGCUUGGCGGUGGUGUCAGCCUCUAAGUCCUCUGAUCCCAGCCUGGGUGCAGAACAGCAAGAGCAGCCAAUAGAAAACCAGCAGAACAACGAAGGAUUCAGAAGAGAACUAUGGGAGGAAUUUAUGAAGAAAGUUGAACUCUACAACAAGAAAAACGGCAAAAACAGUGACAGCGUCCAAGCAGAAACGGAAGACGCUGAUGACUUGGAAAACGACCAGAAUGACGGCGGCUUCAACUUAGAAAUGGACGACUUUGAUGAUUUGAACGACAGUGAAUUCAAGAAUAUUAUGGAUAAACUUUUGUUCCCCAUGUUUGGAGAGGAGGAAACCACUGAAGCACAGCCAACGGAUGAAGCCCCUAAAUUUGAGGGUUUGGCAGGGAAAGGUGCUCCUGUACAGAAUCAGUAGAAGUAACAUGGAUGGCAACAUAAAGUUAGUCAACCAGUGGAGAAACCACUACACCUUUGUCUCAGAGACGUCUGCCCCAAGAUGGGAGAUGCAUGAUGGUGGGAAAAAAAGAAUGUCUGAACUGGGGGAAGAGGAGCAGAAACAGCAAGGGGGCUCCCCAUCGUAGGAUCCAACAAUCAAAUACCUUAAGAGCCACAGUGUGGUGUGAACUCCAAGGCAUGUUCACCCUAAAACAAAACAAAACCCCUUACAGAUACUUUAACCCAUGCUCUCAACUCCUUUGUAUUAAUGUUUCUCAGAAUGAUUUUUAGACUUAACUUUUAAAAAGAGAAUACACAAAGCUAUGUCCUCAAAAUAAAGCUCCACUUAAAAUGCA
Mesocricetus auratus (golden hamster) is the source of this 1088-nucleotide messenger RNA. RefSeq names its product cathepsin J-like. The transcript is spliced from 5 exons. The coding region runs from base 275 to 712 and encodes 145 amino acids. The record is from RefSeq and is a predicted model, not a curated record. NCBI's taxonomy places the organism in Eukaryota, Metazoa, Chordata, Mammalia, Rodentia, Cricetidae.